Molecule: messenger RNA, 1713 nt
Organism: Cavia porcellus (domestic guinea pig)
Lineage: Eukaryota; Metazoa; Chordata; Mammalia; Rodentia; Caviidae
Gene: Atf5
Product: activating transcription factor 5
Exons: 3
Coding region: 293-1132 (279 amino acids)
Biological process (GO): regulation of transcription by RNA polymerase II
Cellular component (GO): nucleus
Molecular function (GO): DNA-binding transcription activator activity, RNA polymerase II-specific; RNA polymerase II transcription regulatory region sequence-specific DNA binding
Source: RefSeq, a predicted model, not a curated record
AUCGUGGUUUCUCCUUACACUACCACAAGGCUGCCUCCGCCCGCGCACUGCCCGCCAUGGCUCUGUAAUCGCCACCCCUUUGUACCCCCAGCCCGUCUCCGCGCUCACCGCGCCUUUGCUCCCGCUCCCGUCUUCUUUCUUCAACCGAGGCCGCCGCCGCCUCUCUUUUCCGCUGCCAUGGAGUCCUCCACCUCCACAGCCAUCUUCAUCCAGCUGAGCAACUUCUGGAGCCUCUUCCCUGCCAUCGGCGCAGCUUCCAUUGUCAUUGGUGCCCUGAACCUGUGCCUCAGCCAUGUCACUCCUGGCGACCCUGGGGCUCGAGCUGGACAAGGGCUCGAUCCCAGCUAGCGGGCUGGGAUGGCUUGUAGACUAUGGGAAACUCCCCCUGGCCCCUGCCCCCCUGGGCUCCUUUGAGGUCCUUGGAGGAGCCCUGGAGGGUGGGCUCCCAGGGGGAGGAGAGCCCUUGGCAGGUGAUGGCUUCUCGGACUGGAUGACUGAACGAGUUGACUUCACGGCCCUCCUCCCUCUGGACUCCCCACUGCCCGCCGGCACCCUCCCCCCAGCUUCCCCACCCACUCCUGACCUGGAAGCCAUGGCCUCCCUGCUCAAGAAGGAGCUGGAGCAGAUGGAAGACUUCUUCCUGGACGCCCCGCUCCUCUCGCCGCCCUCCCCACCGCCACCACCACCACCGCCUCCGCCCCCGGCCCCGGCCCCCUCUCUCCCUCUGCCUACUUUUGACCUCCCACAGCCCUCGGCCCUGGACACCCUCGACCUGCUAGCCAUCUACUGCCGCGGCGAGGCCGGGCAGGGCGACCUGGGCUUGGGACCCCUGCCCGCUCCCCAACCGGUCCCCGCACCGCAGCCCGCUCGCCCCUCCCCCUACCCCAACCCCGCCACCGCCCGAGGGGAUCGCAAGCAGAAGAAGCGAGACCAGAACAAGUCAGCGGCGCUGAGGUACCGCCAGAGGAAGCGGGCGGAAGGCGAGGCCUUGGAGGGCGAGUGCCAGGGGCUGGAGGCUCGGAACCGGGAGCUGAGGGAGCGGGCCGAGUCGGUGGAACGCGAGAUCCAGUACGUGAAGGACUUGCUCAUCGAGGUGUACAAGGCUCGCAGUCAGCGCACGCGCAGCAGCUAGAGGCGGGCUUGGGGGCGUGGCCUUGUGUCGGGGGUGUGGCCUCAGCUGCCCGGCAAAUUCUGGGCUGGGUUGGGGGGGGGGUCCCACCUUAUCUCCGUAAGUGUCAUCCGAAACCCUCCUGCUUUUACCCUUUAAUCCUCCUUGUGCCUUUUGAAUGUUACCCUCCUAUCCCAAUCAGUGAUGUUCACCCUAGUAAACAUCUGCACACCUCCAGUACAGCGGGGAGCUCAGAACCUGGAGCUCUGGUCCCCAAUUUCAAAUAUAGCUUCUUGCUGGCUGUUCCGGGUGGAGUAGCCACAAGCCAGCGCCGGGAAGUGAGGUCAGGAAGUCUCUCUCUCAUCUAAGUGAGGGAGGGUAUUAAGGUAGAGCCCAAUGUAAUGUGAGUGAAAAGGCCUUCAGUCGAGAGCUGUGUGGGGGAGGGAGCCAAGUCAGCAGAGCAGCCCGAUGUGCAGGCCAGUGGGGAGGGGGGGCGUGUCCGUAGUUGGUGACUGGGGGGUCAUUUUAGUUCGGGGAGAAAAAUCUGAUUUGUGAAGCGGGAGGAUUUACCUCUUUGGGUUGUGAGCAGAAAUAAAAUGCAGAAU